Messenger RNA from Molossus molossus (Pallas's mastiff bat), 1068 nucleotides. It is a transcript of the gene TCEA2, whose product is annotated as transcription elongation factor A2. Gene Ontology annotation, molecular function: zinc ion binding; nucleic acid binding. NCBI's taxonomy places the organism in Eukaryota, Metazoa, Chordata, Mammalia, Chiroptera, Molossidae. The transcript has 10 exons. Gene Ontology annotation, cellular component: nucleus. Gene Ontology annotation, biological process: DNA-templated transcription; transcription elongation by RNA polymerase II. Bases 62 to 961 code for a protein of 299 amino acids. The record is from RefSeq and is a predicted model, not a curated record.
UCCGGGCCGGGAGGCUGAGGCUGGCGCGGCGGGCGCUGGGGGCGCUGCCCCCGAGGCAGUGAUGGGCAAGGAGGAGGAGAUUGCGCGCAUCGCCCGGAGGCUGGACAAGAUGGUGACCAAGAAGAGCGCGGAGGGAGCCAUGGACCUGCUGCGGGAGCUGAAGGCCAUGCCAGUCACGCUGCACCUGCUCCAGUCCACCCGGGUCGGCAUGUCUGUCAACGCCCUGCGGAAACAGAGCUCUGAUGAGGAGGUCAUCGCGCUGGCCAAGUCUCUCAUCAAGUCCUGGAAGAAGCUCCUGGAUGCUUCCGAUGCCAAAGCCAGGGACCGGAGGAGGGGCGGGCCUCUGCCCACUUCAUCCUCGAAGGAGGGCUCCGAGGCCCAGGAUCCCAGCCGCAAGAGGCCGGAGCUGCCCAGGAUGCUGUCAACCCCCAGGAUGACCACGUUCCCCCCGGUGCCGGUCACCUGCGAUGCCGUGCGGAACAAGUGCCGUGAGAUGCUGACGGCGGCCCUGCAGACGGACCAUGACCACGUGGCCGUCAGUGCGGACUGCGAGCACCUGUCCGCCCAGAUAGAGGAGUGCAUCUUCCGCGACGUGGGGAACACUGACAUGAAGUACAAGAACCGUGUGCGGAGCCGCAUCUCCAACCUCAAGGAUGCCAAGAACCCGGACCUGCGGCGGAACGUGCUGUGCGGCACCAUAACACCCCAGCAGAUCGCGGUGAUGACAUCGGAGGAGAUGGCCAGCGACGAGCUGAAGGAGAUCCGCAAGGCGAUGACCAAGGAGGCGAUCCGCGAGCACCAGAUGGCCCGCACGGGCGGCACGCAGACAGACCUGUUCACCUGCGGCAGGUGCAGGAAGAAGAGCUGCACCUACACUCAGGUGCAGACCCGCAGCUCUGACGAGCCCAUGACCACGUUCGUUGUCUGCAACGAGUGUGGGAACCGCUGGAAGUUCUGCUGAGCCCUCCUGCAGCCCUGCAGCCGCACCCUCUGCAGCUUCUCUGAAGACCCGCCCCGUGCCCUCCUGCUGUCCCGGAGGGCAGCAGGCCCCGCCCCCACCACAGCACA